AUGGGAACGAUCGAUUUCCUGCAACUAAAAGAGUUUCUGACAAAUACACCUGAUGACUUAGACAGUGUGGAACAAUGGUAUCAAAAGCUUUUAGAGUUUGAUGUGGAUACAAAUGAAAGUAGCACCAACACUGAGCUGUUGCUGAAAGCCCUCAAAUGGAUGAUGCAUUAUGAGCAUACCAGUGCUCAAGAAAUAAAAGCUCUGGCAAUCACAGAAGCAACCAACGCUACCGAUGUUGAAGAAGCGUUAAGGAAAGAAAACAGUGAACUGAAGAUUAAAAUCACUGAAUUAGAGAACGAAGCAAAGGCAAACUUCAACAACCAUGGUUUAGUUGAAAGUCUUCAAGCUGAAAACGAAGGACUUCGCGAAGAAAACAUAUAUUUAAAGAAUAUAAUGAGAGAAAAGGAACGUGAGACAACAUUAAUGCAAGAAAAAGAAAUACUACAAUCAAGGCUUCAACAGCUUGAGGCAGAAAGAAUUGACCUCAUAAAACAGCAAAGUCAUAUGGAAGAAGUCAUUCAUGACAUGACCCGUCGAUUAGAAGACAAAGCUGGAGAUGCUUUAAAAAUGGAAGCUGAGUCGCAGAAAUUAAGACGUCGAAGUGAACAAGCUGCAAAACUUUCAAGACAACUACAGGAAAUAGCACGACAAAACGAUACAUUAACGGCAGAAGUUGAAAAGCUUUCAUCGGCUUUAUCAUCAGCAACGAAAUUUAUUGAAGAAACUGGUGUCAAAUACAACAGUAUGAGAGAUGAACUAGUAGAAAAUGCCAAAUUUACUGAAAAAAUUCUAGCUGAAAAUGAAUCGCUGGCUAAACAGGAAAUUGUUACCCAAAAAGAUAUAGAGAUAGAAGAUUUUCGCAAAAGACUUCAUGAACUUCAGAUUGAAAUUGAGGAAACAAAAGCAAAAUACGAGUUUGAAAAUUCAAAAGCCAAAGAAGAAGAAUUAGAACGACUUCGAUUAGAACUUGUUACCGCCACAAAUCAAGCAAGGCAAUUAUUCGGAAGUUAUUUGACAACACAAGACGAUUCCGAUAUCAAACUGCAACAUCAAAUAGACUACCUAACCCAGACCACUGAAUUGCUUAAGGAUCAGCUAAAAGAAAAAACCGAAGAGUGCAAUAACUUAUUAAAAAGCAAUGAAAAAAAAGACCUUGAAAACGCUAAACUUUGUGCUGAGCUUAAAAAAGUGCGAAAGUUAACCUAUGGAAGUGCAGAAAGCGAGAUAAGUAGGUUGGAGAAGCAACUGGGAUUCCGCGAUCAGCAGAUAGAGAAACUAAAUUCUAAAUGUUCGCUACUUCAAAUCGAAUACGCGACUUGGAUCGAGUCGAAAAGGCUGCCAAAGGCAAGAGAAGAAGAAACUACAGAAAAUAAACCUGACGAAGCUAAAGAAGAAACAGCACCAAAAUGUGAUAUGAAAACAACAGGGACAGUAACAGAUGUACAACCGUUACCAGAAUCAGCAGUAGUAGUUCAACAACAACCAACGACAGUUGAUAUUAACUCAUUGGAAGCCAAUGCUAUGCUUAUUGCCUCACUAAACAAUGAGCUUAUGCAACUUUUACAGGAGUUAUCAGAUAAGGAUCAACAGCUGCAAAAGAUAACUAAACUAUUGGAAGAAGCUAAUAAAGAAACUGAUGAAAUAAAAAAGAAAAUAAACGCUGUACGCAGUGUUCAAAGUUUAGAGCAAAGAGAAACAGAUGAUAACAUGGAGAAAAAUGAUAAAAUUGUCGAGAUGGAAACCGCUAUUGCAGAAUAUAAGAUAGAGCGGUGUUAUGAGGCAGUACACCGAAAUUUGAUCGCAGAAAAAAUAAUACAUUCCCAGCUGGAACGCAAAAUUCAAAUAACGGAACGAUUAAGAAAUAGUGAGAAGCGUGACUACGAGAAAUUGAAAAGAAAGUACGACGAAGAUCACACUUUCUUCAACAAGCAGCAAAUACUUAGCCGUUAUGAAUUUCCUGAGAAGCCAGAUGACGAAAAUAUUUUGGGUUUAAAGCUUUUAAUACGAAAUGGAGAAGAGGAAAAACCAACUGAAGAACUAGUAGCUAAGAUUGAAUAUUUACAGAAUAUGGUGGUACUGUUAACCAACCAAAAUGAUUUCUGGCAAAAAGAGCAUGAAACUCUUCGAUGUGAAAAUGAAGAAAUUAAAAAACUGCUAGAAGAACUUGAAGGAGAAUCGCAACUAAAAUCGCUGGUUGUGUCCAUUGAGCGACGGUUUAUAGAUGCUCUUAAAGAGCAGAAGAACUGUGGUCAGAAACCCAUCAAUCCAGCGCUGUUCAUCACCAAUUCAGAGUUCGCGAAACGCAAACGCCAGUGGAACAUUGAACGGAAAGCAUUGAUUAAUGUGAUCCGAAAUUUAAAAAUCAAAAUACAGAAUGAUGCAUCAAAUAGAUUUGAGGGAAUAACGUUACAAGAGAUGUUUGAAAUAAGAAAUAAAAUGCAGAGAAUCAAUGAGGAAGAAAAAACCAAAGAAGAAGAGCUAAACAAGAUAAAACAAGAAAGAGAAGAAUUGAGUGCAGAACUGAUAAGUGUUAAAUGUGAGCGACAAAGUUUUGAGGAGAUAACCAAAAAUAACAACGAAAUGAUAAAAAUCCAGAAAAGUCUUCAGGCAGCACUUUUAAAUGCCGCUACUUCGGCAAGGGAUUUGGAGAAACUGAAAUGUACGCUAGGUAAGAAGAAUCAGCGAAUAGAAGAACUCGAAGAAGAAAAUGGAUCCUUGACUGCCAAGCUAUCGAUGUUGACAGCAGAUACCGAAUUUAUAACUCAAAUGCAGCAACAAGAUAAUCUACCAGAAUGUGCAACAAAAGUUGCUGAAGAACAAGAAGCAGAAACAGCUGUAGAAGCUGAAAAGACUGAAGACAUAAGCAAGAAGUUGCAGUUACAUCAGCCUGAGUCCUUCAAAACUGUCGUUUACGACAACUGGGAUGAAUGCCAGAAGCAAAUCCAACGCAUCAAAAACACAGCAGAAAUCUGUAUUCACAACUACAAGGCACAAUUGAUCAAUAAAGAAAAAGCUAUUGAGCGAUACAAGUCGCUUCUGGAGGCUUAUGAAAAAAGUACGGCAACCAAGGAAGUGGAUGAAAAAGUGGAAAAUGUUAGAGUCGAAGGGGUAAAAAAAUUCAGAAAAUCGAAUGAAAUUUUAGAAAGCAACGAAACUCAAGAAAUGAAGUGCGAACUGAUGAAAGCUAAGAACAAGGCUGAUGAGCUGGAAAAAUUGAACGAACAGUUGAGAGAAGAGCUUCAGACAUUAAGUCGUGAACGACUUCACCGUGUCGCCGAGCGUGGUUCGCAGACUGACCCAAUCAACCUAGGACCUCCAGCUCGAGAAAACAUUGAAGCAACAACACUUUCUCAAGAUACAGAAGAGGAACCGUUCCGGAUAGAAAGUGAAACAUCCCAUUCAGAAGAGAAAAGUGCCAAAUGGUCCACAAGUCGGAUUAGUAACGGUAAAAGUCCAGAAGCAUUUUUGGAGCUGGAACGAGCCAAAGCAGAAACUGCGCUCCUCAAGACUCAAAAUCGGCAUUUCACCCGGCUUAUCAAACAGCUCACUUUCAAGAAUAAGGAAAUGGAGAAUCUGUGUGAGGAACUCAGAAACGAUGCAAUGGCAAAAAUAGAAAAAAAGUUUAGUCCAAAUGAUAACGAAUCUUCCAACCUCGAAAUUAUAAGGCUUAACGAACAACUCGAGGAGUUAAAAAGGAAAAUAUCACAGCAGACAAAAACUAUUAAACAGCAGAAAGAAACUAUUGACAGUUUAGAAGACAAAAGUAAGACGAUUAGUUCCAGAACAUCAGAGGAUGAAGUCGCCCGUUGGUCUGAAAAGAAGACGCUUCAGAAAGCGGUAACAAAUUUGAAGAAAAAGACCGAAUUACUGCAAGAAAACGUCAAUGAUUUACAGAAAAAAUUAGAUAGAUGUGAAAAUGCAAACCGUAUUCUGAACAAAGAGCGUGAAGCAAACUUGAAGGAUUUGAAAAAUCUUCAAAAUGCUGUAGAAACUUUAAAAGCUGAAAGGGAUCAGCUGAAAAGUAACGAGGCCUUAUUGGAAAAAAAAAUUAAUGCGGCUGAAGAAACACUUCAUGCUGUCAGCAAGAAACUUCAAAUCGCAAAAGAAGUAAAAUUCUUGUUACCGCAAUCCUUAGAACAGCGAAGAGAUCAAAAACUUUUUUCUUUUCAGACAAAUGAGCAUUUAAAAGAAGCAAAACUUAACGAAAAUAUAUCGAAGCAACAGCAGAUAGAAGACAGCGAUUAUGCACAGGUUAAAAAACAACUAAAUAAAGUGGUUGACCAACUGAAAGUAACAGAAAGUAAUUACAAUACUUUAAUGGAAGACUAUAAAGCGUUAAAGGAGAAAUUGGACAAUUCAGGCGGUAAUGUUGAGGAAUACGCUGUUGUCGCUGUUCUUAGCGAUAAGCUUAAAUAUAAAGAAAAAAUUAUUGAAAGACAGUUAGCAGCGUUUUGUUGA
Messenger RNA from Enterobius vermicularis (human pinworm), 4458 nucleotides. The record is from the annotation of a GenBank genome assembly. Lineage: Eukaryota; Metazoa; Nematoda; Chromadorea; Rhabditida; Oxyuridae.